Seminavis robusta is the source of this 779-nucleotide messenger RNA. Lineage: Eukaryota; Bacillariophyta; Bacillariophyceae; Naviculales; Naviculaceae. The record is from the annotation of a GenBank genome assembly.
GACAAUCCAAAACCGCAACCGAAGCAAAUCCUACUCGGGCUCACCAAUCUAUCAAUCUCACAAUCCUGAAUAGUAACAAACCAGAACACCCCAAGCAACUUCAAUAAUAAAAACAACAAUAAUAGAAACACCAACAUGGCAUCCACACCCACUCCUCCCGAUCAUUUCGUAUGCCCCUUGACUUUGGAAGUCAUGAGGUUUCCCUACCGAGAUGCUUCCUCCGGUCGAUGCUACGAAAGAUCUGCAAUUCUCGAAUGGAUUUGGUUCGGAAACGCCACAUGUCCCAUGACGCGAGCACCCUUGAGACCUUCCAACUUUUCCUUGGAUCGAUCCCUUUUGUUAAAAAUCUGGGAAUGGAAGAAGGAUAACAAUCUCCUCAUCACAGUUGACGACAAGGAGGAUACCCACGAAGAGGACGAUGAAGACUUUCCCGAGCUGGAAGAAGAAGAUCUUUACAAGGUGUCCCCGUUGCUGACCAACCCGGAACUGGACCGAAGACGCGAUGAAGCCUUGAGACAACAACGAGAGAAGUUUCAAGCAUAUUGGGAGGAACAGCGACAAAAGGGCAAAGUCCUACCGUCAGAAUCUCCCCGGGAAGUUCAGCCUUUUCUCGAGCUGUACAUUUGAGUUCGUUCCCAAACCACACUUUGUUGGCUUCUUGAGCUUCCCCUCCCCCUUCCAGUCCUUCCCUACAUAUUAUGUUGAAACCAAUGAUAGAUUAUUAUUAGACCCUGCCAUUAUUAAACAGAUAUACUUGCUGCAAUAGCUAGCUAGCUAGG